AUGUCUUACUCUCCGAAGACCUCACUUGUGGACCUGCCCAACGAGAUCCUCCAAAAGAUCGCCUCCCUCCUCCCAACCGACAAAGACGUCACGAAUUUUGCACUCGUCUGCAAGGACAUCUCUGACACCGUGCUCCCAUCCGAGUCAACCAUCUGGCGCAGUCGCUUCGGCGAUCUAUACGAUAUACCACCGGGUCGAUCCUCAAAUGAGUUGAAAACCGAAUAUAAAGCCCGCGCCAUCGUGCUGGUCCAGAAUAUCGACUUCAAACGGGGCGAAGGUGCCCAGCAACGCCUGUGGCUUGAAGUGGUUCACACCAUGCUCCUCGAAUCUUUGACUCUGCCGCUGGAAAAUUAUACUUCCAAGACUUAUGAUCAGCUGUCUGAACGACUCAAGAAGCUGAGUUUUCUUCGGAGACCGGUUUCUGGCUACGGAUUGUACAAGCCGCAGGAGCCGUCGGAGCUGUUUUGUGCGGUGCAGUUGUGUCUCACUGCCAUGGUCCUGCAUCCGGCCAUGAGCUUCUGCUGUCUUCGCACGGACUAUGACAUCGGUACAGUGUAUGCCUGCGGCGACGAGGUCAAGAUCCCAUUGAUCCAAUCCGAUGCCCCAGACCUCACGAGUCUCUUGCACAUGCGCAACUUCUGGCAGCGACACCUUGGUAAUCACUGUGAAUGCACCUUUUUCGAGUCCUUCGCCAAGUUGCCUGACCAUCUGAGACCCAGUGUGCGUGUGUUCUCGGAUGGUGAGUUCAGUUUGGGCACUUCGUGGCUGGGCUACUACUCAUGCCUGCACCCUUUCCCCAAUUCAAUGGAGCAGCUUCACUUCCGACAGACAUGCGCCGAUCUUGAUACGCACUGGGACCAGGUUGAGAUAAUGUCCCUCGAGCUUGAACUCCUGCCUGAUGAUGAAAAGAUCUGGCCCACAGAAUUCGACGCCAUCUUGCCCCGACUCGGCGAGUCGAAGAAUCGAGCAUACUUCCAAGGCGUGCAGCAGACAUACGGGGGAACCACCCCAGCCAGGAACGGAGUUGUUGGCUUCACCGAGCCAAUUGUGGUCCACUAUGGCGGGUUUCCUGGCUGGAUUCGCAUCUGCUUUGCCAUUCGGGACGAGGUGGGCCAACCAGCCCAAGCGGGAAGCAGUGCAGAGCAAGGACAAUGGAAGCCCUGGGCACUGGAAAGAAGCGCCUGGCUCCAUGGGUAUGAGGCGGUUAUUCUUCCUGGUGGUGCGGUGAUGCUGGGAAGAUGGGUGGAUAUGAAAGACACGACAGGGCGAGGACCAUUUAUCUUCUGGGAUGUGUGA
This is a messenger RNA of Penicillium riverlandense, 1296 nucleotides long. RefSeq lists its product as uncharacterized. NCBI's taxonomy places the organism in Eukaryota, Fungi, Ascomycota, Eurotiomycetes, Eurotiales, Aspergillaceae. The transcript has 5 exons. Bases 1 to 1296 code for a protein of 431 amino acids. Gene Ontology annotation, molecular function: protein binding. The record is from RefSeq and is a predicted model, not a curated record.